AAAACCACAACGGCAAGUGCAUGAAAAACAGUCUUUAAUUUAUCGGAUUGGUAAUGGUAUAUAUAGUACCUAUAUAGAUAUAUCGAUUGAUUGUCGUCCGGGGGUGUUGUCCACUUGAGGAAGUGGGCUGGUUGGCCAAGAGGGAAACUGGAUGACGGCCAAGUGUUGGAGUGGAUGGAUUGGAUUAUCUAGAUGGGGGAAUCACUCGACUGAGACGGAGGCCCCCAGACGGAGAUCGAGAUGGAGAUAGAGUCUGAGAUCGAGUCUGAGUCUACAGCAGAGAGACAUGCAAAUUAACGAAGGCGGGUCCAAAGACAAUGGCUACACUGCGGGAAAGUAUUAGUGAUUAUUAUUAUAUUGUUAUUAAAAGGAAGUUUUUAAGGUCUUUUUGUGAUCUUUUUAUUGCCUAAACAGUUAAUUUUUCGCUAAAUUAAGUAAGAAUGAGCCAUUUUCCUUUCCAAAUCUUAAUAUUUCAAACUUGUUAUUGAUUUCUCUCUCUGUAUCCCUCCUUUGCUUUAACAUAUGAGUAUAAUUUUUGGCCCAAGAACCGAAAAAAGGCCAACUUGGUCGCAUUAAGCCUACGCCAAGCCAAAAUCCAAAAACUCAUUUAUGGACAGAGAGGGGCUUAGUCACAUUUUCGACCUGACUCACCCGAUGAUGAUCGAAUCCCCAACUGAUCACUACUCAUUCACGCCCAUUCUGCAUAGCAUUUCCGUUGAAAGUGAAACAGCUGUUUUCCCAAUAGCGGCUUUUCGGAUCAGGUUACGUUUUUUUUUCUUUUUCACUUUUCAUGGCUGUAUGCAAUACCACUUUCCAUUUUCAUAACGCGUUUUUCAAAAAUAAAAUAAACUGAAACCUAAUGUCACCCCGAAAAAGCUAAAUGCAACUCAGCUGAUCGAUGGUCAACACACGCACACACACACACUCUCUUAGUCUUUGCUCUUGAGUGGAAAAUUGGAAAAAGAUUCGACUCUUUGGUCUCUAAUCUAAUUGCAUUUUUAUGGUUGCUUUAACUAUUUUUACACUUCAUAUUUUAUUUUUGGCCGCUGGUUGUUUGUGUUUAUGUUUUAUGGCAGAAAACGGAAAAGUUCUUUCAACUGCAGUGUUUUUGUUUUUUUGUUUUUUUUUUUUUGUGUUUCAAAAUUUGUUUACAAGUGCGUGUCGAUCUGUGGUUGCCUUUUAUUUCCAUGACUAUUUCUUUGCGGCUCGGUUAAUAAACCACAAAAAAGACGAGAGCCAAAUUAGGGCUUUCUGUUUAUUAACGGCCAUGACCAUUAGCGGUUUAUGCUAUUUUCUUUUUAUUCUUCUCAUUCUGGCUGGCUCGGCGGGCCCACAUGUCUAAGCGGCUUCCUCUGGCCCGCAGAAAAAAUGGCCAGCGCUGUGACCAAAUAUGAGGAAUUUCUUUUCAUUUCGCAUGUACUGGGAGAAAAGUUAAAAGUUAAAUAGUUUGAUUGGUAAAUUAUCUGAAUGAUAGUAAUGUACCUUUUAUACUUCGCAAUUCUUAACAUUUUAAGAACGUGGUCUUUGUUAUUAUGAUCAAUUUUGAGAUCAAAUGUCUUUAUCUAUCUAUCUAUCUAUUAUCUAUGUCACUUAUCUAGUUUAAAAGUAAUUUACUGGAUAUCUAAGUGAGAUUCAGAUUUCUUUAUACUUAUUUUUCUCACUGCUCUUACUAACUCACUUCAGAGCUACAUUUUUGGUCAUUCAUUCAGCGGCUUAAGCUUCUAAUGAAGCUCAAAGAGCUCUGAUCUGUCUCUCUUACGCUCUUCUCUUCCCACGUUAAACCGGCCACGCAAUAGCUUUUGAGUUGCUUACGAGUGAGUUAAAUAUAUAAAUGAGUUAUUAUUCAUUUAAGUGAUUAAAAUUAACAUGUUAGAAAUUAGUUUUCUUGUUAAGUUGUUCAUUUGCUUAGCUUCUAAUUCACUAGUUAAAGUGAAUUCCGUUUUUCUCCAAAGUUCAGUAAAUUCAUUCUUAUUUUUCUGCGUGAAUCUCAUAUGUUUUUUAAUAAGAGUUUGAUUACUUCUAAAAUUAAAAACAGAUCAAAAUGAACCGUUGAUAAACUGCUCUAAUCAAUCGAGUGAAUAAAUGAACAAAUGAACAGUAAAUGAGCGAGCAGAUCAAUACCGUUUAUUCACUCACAACAAAUUGAGCAACUGAUCUUGCUCACUCAAAUGACAUAGAGAGAGAGAGAGAAAGAGCAAUGUCAGCAACAACACAUUGGCCAUACACCUGCUCCGCUCACUCAUACUCACCUGCUCUCGCUCGCGCCCCCGCUCUCUCAUUUGUGACAUCUCUUCGCUCUUUUCUUUUGACGCUCUCUUGUAUCUCUUGCAUUUUGUAGCGCCGCAGCAGCACCCAAAGUGAAUUCGCUUAACACAACGCGGCGCUCAGUCAAAUUUGAACCGCGAUACCGAGCGGUUGGGCGUUUCUCUGCUAGAACUUCGUUCUCUUCACCAGUGACUGUGUGUGUGCGUGCGUUGCGUCCAUAUAUGUGUUAAUAUCUCUCUAUAUAUAUAUAUAUAGAUGUGUUUGUGUGGUGUGGCAACAACAAUUUGUUAACGCACACACUCACGCGCAGUUAACGAGCGCAAACGCAACUUGGCCCUUAGAAAAAAAAAAGUGAGAAGCUGCCACUAAAACAAAGUGCAAAAUUAUAAUAAAUAUAAUUGUUUAAAAAAAAAAGCAAAAAACAAAAAAAAACAAAAAAUCGACAGUCAAAACUUACAUAAAACAAAAACCGCGUUUAUCUGUAGUGCGAAAAAUGUGUUAAAGCAGCAACAGCAGCGAAGACGUCAACAGAAACUCUAUACAAAAAUAAAUAAAUGACUAAAUCGAGUGACUGAAUGAAUGACCGCCGUUGUGUUAUCGUCCUAAAUAAACUAAAACCGAUAAUGGAAAUCAUAAAUGAAUAAAACCAAAGAACUUAGAACCCCAGAACUUAAGUUCUUAAGUUUUCGAAAAAAAAAACAUCAGCAGCAGCAGCUGUGUUGCAUUUUUGAAAUAUUUGCCUGUCGCAAACGAGAAAUUUUCAACUUCUCCCAACUUCUUUUAAGUUGUGCGUUGUUGUUUUUGCCAUUUUUUGUUGUUGCUGUUGCUGUCUGUCGUCGGCUGGCUUUUCAUUCAAUAACCAGUUUUUUGUCAGAUUUGUUUUUUUUUUUUCCUUUAGAUUUUUGGUGAGCUUGAAUUGCUCUUUAGGGGCGAUCUGGUCUCGGAUUUUUGAUCGCUGCACACGCACUAUAAAAAUCCACAAACCCGCACUGUAGUCUGUAUCCCAUUUGGGUUUUUUUUCUUUCUUGGUCUUUAUAAAGACAAAUUAGUCAUGCCAAACGCAUGCAACGCUCUCUGCACCCAGAAAAAUAUAUCUCUUAGUGGGGGAAGUGCAUUUUGGAAGAGUUUAUUUCUUAAAUUGUUUGGUUAGAAAGGUGUAGAGGUGGCUUCCUUGUUAGAAAUUAUAACUUGCCUUAAGUAAAAAUAUUAUUUUCUUACCCAAAAAGUCAUUUAGAUAAUGAAAAAAGUACUAGAUCCUUUUGAUUUCCCUUAAAAACGUCAACAAUGCAUUAAAAACUUUAAUUUAAAGUUAAAAUUGAAAUAUUUUAAAACAUAUUCUUAAAAUUAACAAUUUUAAUAUUUGAAUAUUAACUACUUAGAUUUCCCAAAAUACUCUUUUAAUGCAGUAUUCUCACCAAUAAAUGUGUAAUUUUUCUCCCAGUGUAACCCCUAUUCUCCCUCUUUCACUUCUAUUCGUUCUCGCUCUCUCCUUCUACCUGUUAGUUCUCAACACACGGUUUUCUUGACAUGCCAGGCAUACUUAAUUCCGGCUCUCCCGUUUAAACCUGGCUUAGAAAAAUGAGAGAAAAUGCACAACUUGGCAUAACUGUGCCACCAACCAAUGGGGGUGGGAAAGAAGUGAAGAAGGAGACUAGUUAGAAAGAGCCAAGAAAGAGAGAGGCGAAAAGCCAAGUUCAGACAGUGGCAGUGAGGAAAUAUUUUUUCCGUGAAUUUAUUGUGUGAAAUUUUGCAUGUGAAUGGAAAAUGCACACGGAACACAAGCAGCAGCUAGCAACCAGCAAAUAACAAUAACAAAAAACCAUAACAAUAACAAUAACAAGCAACUAAAAAUAUGAGUGAAAAUUAUUGAAAGCAAGCGAAGUGAAAGAUGCAAAAAACUGUUGACGCUGGAAAAAAUCAUUUAAAAAAAAAACAUAAAAAAACAAAACAAAUGAACUAAAAAUUUGGUUAAAAACUAAAAACUAAAACCUAAACCAAAAUUCAAGUAAAAGUUCGCAAAAAGAAAAAAAGUGGCCAAGAAAAAUGUUUGUUUGUCAUUUAGCUGAGUUACGCCCAGCGUUUGCAUAAAUAAAUUAAAAAUUUAAAGCAGACAAAGCAAACAAAUUGGGAAAAAUAGAAGAGGGAAUAGGGAAUUUUGGAUACCCUUUAGGGAGUCAAUAAAUUUUGAGGAAUAAUCGAAAAAUUCGAAAUCAAUUUAUAUAAUUUUUUGUUUAACAUAAAAGAGAUUCUUAGACCAUUUUGAGUUUUAAACCUUUCUUAAAAACCAAAUUUGUAAUCAUAUCUCUAAAACUGCAUACUUAUCAAGACUAUAUUUAUUGAUUUUCCAUAAUAAAUUCCCAAUUAAAAUCAAACUUACCCUCUAGCAGCUGCACAAAGUAAACUAAACUCGACAAACUUUGAAUGAAAAAUGAGUUUUGAGAGAGCGAAAGAUACUUGUCCAUCGUCCGUUCAUAUCUACAUAUACGACUGACUAUAUGGGUUAUAUAUAUAUAUAUACAGAUAUAUAAUUGUAUUCGUAUCUAAUCAGAGCGACAACCCGUCUCCUGGGCCCGCAGCUGGUUGCGUGUCUAGGCAUUUAUUUAUUUAUUUAUACUUAUUGUGUGCUUACGGGUCCGAGCCAGAAAUACAGCUCCAAGCUGACCUCAUGAAUUGAAUCAAAAAAAUCACCCAUCAAAAAAGCAGAAAAGCACAAAAAAAAGUCGAGUAAAAAUCAGGGCAGAAGUGGAGAUUUUUGUUAAGCAAAUGAAAGUACACGAAAAAAAUUGGAUCGCAGUUUUGUCAUUGUGAAGAUUGCAAAAAAAGAAGUGAAGAAAAAUUGAAGAAAAGGUUAAGAAAAAGAGGGAAAAAAUGGACAUGAAAUGAUUUAAGUGCUCGCUUUUACUCUUGAGCUUUGUAUGGUGCAGCUGCGCGUCUGAUUUCAGUUUCAAUUUAUCUUUAUAAAUUUCAAUUUGGCUGCUGGGUGGGUAAAAGUGAUCGCCCUUCUCCCAUUGUAUCUUAGUAUCUUGGCAUCUGAUGGAUGCCGAUGGCGUCGGCCAUAGUUCGUUCGCCUCUGGCGACAAAAUGCACCAUGUAUGCUAGUGUAUAUAGUGAAUUAUAUCCGUAUCUGUUAGAUACAUUUCGCUCAGCACGUUUUCUUUUGGCCAACGGCCAAUUGGAACAAAAUGCCGGCAACGCCGACAAAAACAUAAACUCAACUAGAUUGGAUAUAUAAAAGAAAUGCCUCUUAUAAUACACAGGAAGAAUGAAUAUAAUGAUAAUCAUUUAGAUAUUAUUUAUUGAAAAAACAUAUAGACUUGAUCUUGAGGUUGGAAAUGUGAUUACAAAAUGGUGUUAAGGCUUGUAAUUUACCUAAAAAAACCCACUUUAUGACAGUUUUGGGUUGGUAAAGCCAAGAAAAUAGUUAAAUUAAAAUCUUUCUUAAGAUAUAAACACAUCCAAGUUUCUAAUACUUUAUCAUAGACUUUCUUUCUCUGCAUUUAGCCAACUUCCACAACGAGAACUUUUACUUAAAUUUAGUUUAGUGCUUAGUACAUUCCUCUUUGGUAUCUCGCUAAUUGCAACUCAUUUGCCAUCGCCGUUCUCUGAUGAUUUCACGUUCAAGUACGCGGAUCGCAGCGUCUGUAGCUGAAUCAUCGCGGCUAAUUUAGGAAAACAAAUUUUUAUUUAAAUUUAAAACCAACAACCAACCAACAACUCCCAACUUCAGGUCCAGCCAACCGAGAAAGAGAGAGAGGGAAAAUUAAAAUUACAAAAAGUGCCAUCGCAAAAUAAACAUUCGUAAAACUCCCAAAACGUGCUAAAAAUCGGCAAAAAAUUAAAUAAGAGUUUGCGGCGAAAGUUGACGACGGCUACGACGACGACGAGUGUGUGUGUGUUUUGAGUGUAUCUCUGAGUCUCUUAAUGUGCCACCCGCAAGAUGACAUCGCAUUCCUACUAUAAAGACCGCCUGGGCUUUGAUCCCAAUGAGCAGCAGCCCGGGAGCGGUGGCAGCAACUCAAUGAAACGUAGCAGCUCUCGUCAGACGACGCACCAUCAUCAGAGCUACCAUCAUGCCACCACUAGUAGCAGUCAGUCGCCGGCAAGAAUCUCCGUUUCACCGGGUGGUCCGGGCUUAGCCACGGUUAACAAUGGAACACUGGAGUACCAGCAGGUCCAGCGGGAGCAACGAGAUCGUGAGCUGUACAGCAACAGCAACAACAGUCACCAUCACCAGCAGCAGCAUCAUCACCAUCAUCAUCAUCGCCAUUCGGCGUCGGGUAGUGCAUCAUCGCCGCUUUAUGAGACCAGUAAUAGUCCGGGUGCACCCAAGAAGGCCAAGCACUCAUCCACCCAGGCACAGCCGCAGGGUGGCUACGAGGAUGCCCUUACCCAGUUUAAAGACGAACGCGAUGCCAUUCAGAAGAAGACUUUCACAAAAUGGGUUAACAAACAUCUGAAAAAGCAUUGGAAGUAUGCUAAGACCUAUACUAUGCUACAUGUUUGUGUUACCACAAAUGGCAUUCCCUGUUGUUCUCAGUCUGCCAAUCGUCGUGUGGUGGACUUGUUCGAAGAUCUGCGCGAUGGUCACAAUUUACUUUCACUCCUGGAGGUGCUAUCUGGCGAACACCUGCCACGCGAGAAGGGUAAAAUGCGUUUCCAUAUGCUGCAGAAUGCACAAAUGGCUUUGGACUUUUUGCGCUAUAAGAAAAUCAAAUUGGUCAAUAUACGUGCCGAGGAUAUUGUCGAUGGCAAUCCCAAGUUGACCCUGGGUCUGAUCUGGACUAUUAUAUUACACUUCCAGAUCUCCGAUAUUGUUGUGGGCAAGGAGGACAACGUAUCCGCUCGGGAGGCCCUGUUGCGCUGGGCGCGUCGCUCGACUGCUCGGUAUCCGGGCGUUCGUGUCAACGACUUUACGUCGUCGUGGCGAGAUGGAUUGGCCUUCUCGGCGUUGGUGCACCGCAACCGACCGGACUUGCUUGACUGGCGAAAGGCAAGGAACGAUCGGCCAAGGGAGCGCCUGGAGACGGCCUUCCACAUUGUGGAGAAGGAGUAUGGAGUUACGCGUCUGCUGGAUCCUGAGGAUGUGGACACCAACGAACCGGAUGAGAAGUCCCUCAUCACGUACAUUUCAUCGCUGUACGAUGUGUUCCCGGAGCCACCCUCCAUCCAUCCACUGUUCGACAUGGAGUCACAACGUCGCGUGCAUGAAUACCGCGACCUGGCCCAGCAGUUCAUCUACUGGUGCCGCGAGAAGACCGCCUACCUGCAGGAGCGCUCCUUCCCGCCCACCCUCAUCGAGAUGAAGCGUCUGUUGAGCGAUCUGCAGCGUUUCCGCAGCGAGGAGGUUAGCGCCCGCAAGCGUGAGAAAUCUAAGCUCAUCCAGAUCUACAAGGAGCUGGAGCGUUACUUUGAGACAGUGGGCGAAGUGGACGUGGAGGCUGAACUGCGUCCGGAUGCUAUCGAGAAGGCUUGGUAUCGCAUGAACACGGCGUUGCAGGAUCGCGAGGUGAUCCUUCAACAAGAGAUCGAGCGACUGGAAAGGCUGCAGAGAUUAGCCGAUAAGGUUCAGCGAGAGAUCAAGCAUGUGGAUCAAAAGCUAACCGAUCUGGAGACCCGUAUCGGUGAAGAGGGACGUCGCAUUGAGCGUCUGCAUCCCGUGGACGCCAAGAGCAUUGUCGAGGCGCUCGAAACUGAAAUCCGACACCUGGAGGAACCCAUCCAGGACAUGAACCAGGACUGCCACGUGCUCAACGAGGGACGCUAUCCCCAUGUCAGUGAGCUGCACAAGAAGGUCAACAAACUGCACCAGCGCUGGGCUCAACUGCGCACCAAUUUCCACACGAACCUGGUACAGAAGCUGUCCGGUUUAAAGUAUCCCGUCCACGAGACCACGGUGACGCGUCAAACGCGCAUGGUGGUCGAGUCCCGUCAGAUCGACACGAAUCCCCAUUUCCGUGAUCUGCAGGAGCACAUUGAAUGGUGCCAGAACAAGUUGAAACAAUUGCUUGCCGCUGACUAUGGCAGUGACCUGCCAUCGGUCAAGGAGGAACUGGAUCGUCAACAGCACGAGCACAAGAUCAUCGAUCAGUUCCACUCGAAAAUACUCAACGACGAACGCCAACAGACCAAGUUCUCCGGCGAUGAGUUGGCUUUGUACCAACAGCGUCUCAAUCAGUUGCAGAAGGUAUACGCCGAGCUGCUCAGCACCUCGACGAAGCGUCUGUCCGAUUUGGACUCACUGCAGCAUUUCCUGGGACAGGCAUCCGCUGAAUUGCAAUGGCUGAAUGAAAAGGAACAGGUAGAAAUCACGCGCGACUGGGCGGACAAACAACUCGAUCUACCCUCCGUGCACAGAUACUAUGAGCGUGCAUUUGGUAAUGGCGACGAGAACCUUAUGUCCGAACUGGAGAAGCGUGAAAUGCACUUUGCCACCAUCCUGGAUCGUGGCGAGGCCUUGCUUAACCAACAGCAUCCAGCCUCCAAGUGCAUCGAAGCCCAUUUGACCGCCUUGCAACAGCAGUGGGCCUGGCUUUUGCAGCUGACUCUCUGCCUGGAGGUUCACCUGAAGCAUGCCACCGAAUACCAUCAGUUCUUUGGCGAGAUCAAGGAUGCCGAGCAGUGGCUGGCCAAGCGUGACGAAAUACUCAACAGCAAGUUCUCGCAGUCAGACUUUGGCUUGGAUCAGGGUGAAACUUUGCUGAGGGGAAUGCAGGAUCUGCGCGAGGAGCUGAAUGCCUUUGGCGAGACAGUGGCCACACUGCAGCGAAGGGCACAGACAGUGGUGCCUCUGAACAAGCGCCGCCAGCCGGUUAAUCGUCAGGGACCAGUACAGGCCAUCUGCGCCUACAAACAGCAGGGUCAGCUGCAGAUCGAAAAGGGUGAGACGGUGACGCUGCUGGACAACUCAGGACGCGUGAAGUGGCGCGUGCGCACUGCCAAGGGUCAGGAAGGACCCAUACCAGGUGCCUGCCUGCUACUGCCACCUCCUGACCAGGAGGCCAUCGAUGCCGCCGAGCGUCUGAAGCGACUGUUUGAUCGUUCCGUGGCUCUCUGGCAAAAGAAGCAUCUGCGUCUGCGUCAGAAUAUGAUCUUUGCCACCAUUCGUGUGGUCAAGGGCUGGGACUUUGACCAGUUCCUGGCCAUGGGUCCCGAGCAGCGCACGGCCAUCCGACGUGCCCUCAACGAUGAUGCCGACAAAUUGCUCAGCGAGGGCGAUCCCAACGAUCCCCAGCUGCGACGCCUGCGCCGUGAAAUGGACGAGGUCAAUCGUUUGUUCGAUGAGUUCGAGAAGCGAGCUCGCGCCGAAGAGGAAAGCAAGCAGGCCAGCCGCAUCUUCACCGAGGAAUGCAUUGCCAUCAAGAGCAAGCUGGAAGACAUGGCUCGUGAGCUUGAUCAGAUUAUUCUGGCUCCAUUGCCACGUGAUCUGGACUCUCUGGAACAUGUGCUCGAGAUUCAUUCGGACUAUGAGCGCAGGUUGCAGCUCUUGGAGCCAGAGCUUAAGCAUCUGCAGGAGACUUUCCGCACCAUAGCUUUGAAGACGCCCGUGCUGAAGAAGAGUCUGGACAAUCUGAUGGAGCUGUGGAAGGAGUUGAACACGCAGAGUGGCCUGCACAAGGACCGCUUGAAGCUGCUAGAAGCCUCCCUAGCUGGCCUUGAGGACAAUGAGCAUGUGAUUUCCGAGCUGGAGAAUGAGCUGGCUCGGCACCAAGAUCUGCCAUCGACUGCCGAGGGACUGCAGCAGGUGUUCAAGCAACUGAACCACAUGCAGGACAUAAUCACUCAACAGCAACCGCAGAUGGACAAGAUGAACGAUGCGGCCGAUCAGCUGGGACGCAUGGGUGUGCCCACCAAGGUGCUCGGUGACCUCAAGCGUCUGCACUCGAACGUGGAGCGUCUGAACACACGCUGGAGUUCGGUGUGCAAUCAAUUGGGUGAAAGAAUGCGCUCAUGCGAAACGGCUAUUGGGCUGAUGAAGAAUCUCCAGUCGAGCGUGCAAGUGGAGGAAUCAUGGGUGGAUGGCACUACAGAGCGACUGUCUGCCAUGCCCACUGCCACUUCGGCUUACGAACUAGACAAACUGCUCGGAGCUGCAAUCGAACGAAAACCAAAAAUCGAAAAUGUCAACGUGGCUGGAGGACGACUUAUACGCGAAGCCAAGAUCUACGAUAGCAAAUGCCUGCGCUUUGUGGACUGGCUGCUCGAGGCCCGGCCAUCGUUUUCGCCACCACGUCGGGAUCUCCGGCCGGCGGACAGCGAUCCGGGCGCCACACAGUAUUAUAGUCAACGUUUGGACAACCUGAAUACGAAAUACGACAGAUUGCUGGAACAACUGUCGCAGAGGCUAAAAACUGCCAUCGAAGUUAAUGGCAGCGAUGGUCUGCAAUACGCUGAGAGUCUACAGAAACCGCUCAAGACCUUUAGGGUUGACUUCAGUGCGGGCAGCGUGCCAACUGGCGAUGGCUACGCUGCACGCCAGGAGGAUCUCUACACCACUACCUAUAGCACUACACAAUUCAGCUCAACGAAAACAACGAAAAGCUCUACGAAGAGCGUCUACAAUAGCGAUGGCUUGGAUGCCGCUAGUCAAGAGGUUAGCACCGCUAGCCUGCCCCAGUCCCAGAUCCAGUUCAAUGAAAUCCGUACGCUUAAGCGCUCCCAACAGCUGGGUGGCCAAUCUGUGCUGGAUAUAGCCGGAAUUCGUGAUCCGCGUACGGGUCGCAUUUUAACCAUUGGCGAGGCCAUACAGCUACGCAUUCUGGAUGUGCGGACUGGAGAGAUGUUAGUGGGUGAUCGCCGCAUUACGCUAGAACAAGCUGCCGACCAAGGACUGAUUGAUGCACAACUAGCCAGGCAAUUGCUUCAUCCCGGAGCAGGGCGAGAUGCUAGCGGUCGAGAGCUGUCACUACUGGAGGUUAUACAGCGCGAGAUUACUGAAGCGGAAUCCGGUUACGAGACGGCAGAGAAGCGGAUCAAGGUAAACAACACGGUCACCGUAGAGCAAGCAACCGGAGAGCUGGGCUCUCCUGAGAAUCCCCGCAACAUUGCCGACGCCAUUACCGCGGGGAGUGUGGACACCAAGACGGGCCUGUAUCGCGUGAAAUCUGGCCAGACGAUCAGCCUGGCGGAGGCCUACGAGCGCGGCUACCUCAUCCGGCACGAAUCGGUGACAAUCAAGUCGAAUGCGCUGUGCCUGAGCGAUGCGAUUGCGCAUGGCCUGGUCGAUGGCGCCGGCUGGAUAGCGGAUCGUAACUCCGGCGACAAGUUCCGUCUGGACUCGGCCAUUGCCAAUCAACUAAUAGACGCGAGUGUACGUGAAGUGGUGGACGCGAAACGCGAUACGAAGAUCACACUGCAGGAGGCACUGCAGUCGGGCGUUCUGAAUGCCAAGACGGGUCGGUACGUUAACGAGGUAACCAAGGAGAAGUUAACCUUCGCGGAGGCGCGUAAUCGUCAGUUAAUCGUUAAACCCUACACGCUGAAGGACAUCUGCGAUCUGAACCUGCUCGAUAAACAGGAACAGAUCACGAGUCCCAUGCGUCGCGAGAAACUGAGCAUCAUGCAGGCCAUCGAGGCCGGUGUACUGGACGGUAACCUGCUCAAAUGCAUCACCAAACGUAAAGGUGAAUUGGUCACCCUUCAGGAGGCCAUUGCCGACGGUAUUGUACUGCCUGCGGAGUGCAAGUACCGCGACUUUAUGACCGGCGAGCUGAUCAGCAUUCCGGAGGCGGUAGAGCGCGGUCUGAUCAGCUCGGUUGCCCAGCGUUCGAUCUUUGACAUUGACGGGUUCAAGGAUCUGAGAAGUAAUGACUAUGUUAGCUUUAAUGUGGCCCUGUCACGCGACCUUUUGCGUCGCAAGAGCACGGGCUUUGCCUUAGAGACCGGUAGGGAUAGUCUAGUGCCACUGGAGGUGGCUGUAGGUGAGGGACUUGUCCGUCAAGAGGUUUACGAGAUGUUUAGCCGCGGCAUUGGGGUUCAGAAUGCCAGUGGCAAGGAGCUUAGUGUCUUUGAUUUGGUCUAUCACAAUCUGAUUGACCCGAAGACGGGAUAUCUGUUAGAUCCCAAGACAGGAGAGACAGUGCCCUUGGACACUGCCAUCGAGCGGAAGUUCAUCACUCCCGAGGGUGCUCUCCUUCUGAGCAGUUUGCUCAACAUCACUCUAACCACGGAGACUGUGACGCGAACAAUAAAUCGUUAUGUGACAAUCAGGGCUGGCUCCCAGGAGCCGGGCGACAGUGUGCUGCUUACCUUUACGGAGGCAGUGCGUCAAGGUUUCAUCGACGAAGAAAGACAACUCUUCAAAGAUCCCAAAACGGGCAACAUUUACUCUGUACAACAGGCCCUUAACUAUGGCUUGUUAGUUCCCGAUAGCAAUCAAACUGUCCCGGAGCCAACGAAUAGAAAGAAAACCAAGUCCACUAUUACCAUUGUGACCAAGCAAAUUAUACCUGAGGCAGAGCCCAUCAAGCUCAAUACCCAGCACACCAAAUACGUGGAGAAGUCGGUGGAGAUUCCCAUUUCUCAGGAACUAGUGAAGCCACAGAGGGUAGUCUCCGAGUUCUUAAACAUGGAAAAGAGCAGCUACAUUGAACAGAAUGUGACUGAGAGGCAGAUCAUGGAACUGCCACCAGGAGGUUGGCGACUCAAGGACGCCAUUGAGCAGCGACUGUUUAACCCGGAUACGGGUGUAUUCCAUGUCCAGGGCACCGAUCGCUUGGUUAACUUUGAGGAGUGCAUCAACAAGCAGAUCAUUAACAAUCUUUCGGUUUCAGUAAUUGAUCCCAGCACUGGGGACAAGAUCUCAGUGCAGUCGGCCUUUGAACGUGAUAUCUUGGAUAGUUAUGGUAACUACACCAACAGCAGGAAACAAGUACAGGGUAUGCGUAGUGCCAUUGACGAGAGUAAGAUCAUUUUGGAAACAGUUCCAGCUACAAGGGGUUCCAGUCAAAAGACAAUUCUGCGCAUCACUAGGGUUAACAACAUUCCGGAUGUGCUAGAGGUUUCCACACCCCUAAAGGAUGCUCCGCCCAAGUUCGUAGAGGUGCUCACCUGCCAACGAGAGCUUGCCUCUCCAGAGCCCCUGCAAAUUGCCCCAGGCGCUAUCUACGAUCCGUCCACAGCUCUGGUGAUCUUCACACAAACUGGCGAGACUGAAAACAUCUUCGAUGCCGCCCGUCAGGGAUUAGUAGAUGAGCAGCUAAUCAAGAUUGUGGAUCCCACAACGAAGAAACAGAUUUCCGUAACCGAGGCCAUAGCACGUUCUAUUUACGAUCCCAAGACUUCCACCAUUUUGGAUUCCGAGGGACAACCCGUGGACCUUAUUACAGCCACAAAGCUGGGUCUUUUGAGUGUGGUGGGUGCUCCAUUGGUUGCCGCCGAGGGAGCUCUAAGAACGGUGCGUUUCGUUACCGAUCCCCGAACUGGUGAGCAAAUCCCAGUGGAGGUAGCCUACGAGCGAGGCAUUGUCUCACGGGAUCAGCUGCAUCGCGGUAGAUCCUUUGACAGUGAACCAGCGACGAUCGAGGAGAAGGUGGUAGUACUCCAGAGGAUGCGCAAGGUCAUUCUGAAGCCAAAGGAUGCUCUACGCAAGGGAAUUAUCGAUCAGGAGACCUGUGAAAUACUAGAGAAUACGAGCAACUUCACCAAUACCAAGGGUGAGGUGGUCACCAUUACCGAGGCUCUUAAUGCAGGUCUGAUUGAUGGACGACGAGGUAAGAUCAUCGAUCCUCAGAGCAAUCGCGUGCUCAACUUCAGGGAGGCAGUGGAAGAGAAGAUUUUAGAUCCCGAACAGACCAAUCAUAUUCUCAUGCCAUUGGCCAAGAGCUUAUCGGUACCCCGCCUAGCAGAUCAGGGAUUGAUUGAUCCUCAGACACAGACUAUUGUCCACCCGGAGAGCGGUUAUCCACUGAGCAUCCAUGAGGCGAUAGUAUGCGAGGUGCUGGAUCCCCAUUCCACACUGCACAAGCCAGAAAAAUGCACCCUGGAAGAGGCAAUCACUAAGGGCAUCGUCAACGCCGAUGAUUCCACAUUCAACUACAAAAACAAGACCCUUAACAUUACCGAGGCCAUCGAAGCCAAGCUCUUCGAUCCAAGCUACGAUAAGCAAAAAUCCAAGGUGGAAAUUCCGCCGGUGGGUAUGAUAUUCCCAGUGGCGGUGGAGAAGAGCCUUGUGGAGCCGUCAAAGCGUGUGGUUCUCCAUCCAAGUACGAAGAAAUCUCUACCCAUUAAGCAAGCCAUCGAAGAACACUUCAUUAUGUCCGUUCCGUACUCCCCGAAGCCAGAUGCUAUCGAGGUAGUGGCUGCCAUGGAGCGAGAUCUGAUCGAUGUGGCUGCCCAAACGCUGACGGUGCCGUCCACUGGGGAACGUAUACCCCUGCGUCAAGCCAUGGAAACUGGUGUUCUCGUGGUAAAGAAUCUUUCAGAUUUUGUGGUUACCCAGAAACCCAUUCCCAAGACCGAGAUCAUGGAAACAGUGCGUGCCGUGCACACGGUGACCACCAAGACCAUUGAGCUGAUGCAGGGCUACGUUCUCAUCUCCAACAACGAGGUGCAGAACGUUAACACCGGCGAAGUAUGCAGCUUGGAGGAGGCCAAGGAGCUUGGAAUCCUGCGCGAAGAAUCCACAACUCGGGAGACCAAAGCAUCGGCAGGCGAAAGUCCGGAAUCAGUGGCUGUCCUAACCCCUGGCAGUGAUCAAACUGUUGUAGUUGAGGAACGCACCCAGACAGUGGUGGUAAGUUCUGAUACCCACAAGCAGGAGAUGCAAGUGGUCAGCACAACGCAAUCUACCAAGGAAACAGCCAUUCCAAGUGCAAAUGAAACCGAGACGAAGGGCACUAAGGAGCCAUCGAAGACAUUGCAGAAUGUUAAGGAUGCCGCUAAAUUGGGGGCACUGGGAGUCAUCGCAGCUCCUGUACUGGCUGGUGGAGCCAUCGUGAGUGGCGUUAAAAGUCUUAUUAAAUCUGUGAAGUCUCCCACGGAAGAUGCCAAGACCACUGCAAAACCAGAACAACCUCAGGUCAGCUUCAUUGACCAGGAACGCCGCAAUGUGCCACAGCAGCCGCAGCAAGUGCCAAAUGAGGUGGACAAUCUCCUCAACGAAACGGAGAACUUUAUCAGUUCCACAACUGCCAACUUCAUAGCCAAUGAGAAACAGCAAGAGAAGCCCAAAGAGCUGCCACGUGAAGAAGUGACGCCCUUGGAAGUUGAAUCAACCAGCACCCUGACCACCACAACAGUCACAACAAUAACUACCUCAAAAACAACAACGGAGUCUGGAAACCUACAGCCAGCUGUGGUGGAAGAUGUUACCACCACCACCACUGUUGAGGAGAUUCCAGUUGUAGAUGCGGUGAAGGAAGACACCGAGAAACCCAAGGAAGAUAAAACUGAUAUUGUCAAGGUCACUGAAACUAUUACCACUGUGACAACGAAAGAUUCUCUGCCAGAAGAAACAUCUCCAAAGGAAUCAACUUCUGAAGAACCUAAAAAGGCAGAACCGGAAGUUGCAAAACCAGCUGAAAAGAAGCCUCUUGAAAAGGAACAAACCCCAGAACCAGCUCAAAAGGUGAUAGCUUCCGAGACAGUCAAAGAAGUCUUUACUUCUGAGCCUGUUAAGAAGGAGAAAACUCCCGAACCAGCUAAGGUCACACAAAAAGAAACUUCUCCUGCUCCAGGCACCCAAAAAGAACCUUCUCCUGAACCCACUACCAAGCCUGAGCCCAAACCAAGAACUGCUUCCAAGGAAAAGGCUCCUGAAAUCGAGCCACCAUUUACUGCUCCACUGGCUCCAUUUGUUGAUCAAGUCACCGAGACCAAAGUAACAGAAAUUACCACCCAAAUCGAAGAACCUGUUACAACCUCUCAAACUAUCACUACCAUCACAACAACUGUAACCACAACCGAAGAACAACCCCAGGUUGAGGAAGUGACUGUGAUUAGCCAGUCUCAGGAUAUUGUGGAUGAGCCAGUUAAGGAACCUACAGUCCAAGAGCCCAGUAAAGUAGAGGAACCAAAGGAGGUGACUAAGCCUGAAGACAGCAGUACUGUGGUCCUUGAAGAAAGGGUUGUUACUAUCGAAGAGCCAACUAUCACAGAAUCUACAGUAACCACAACAACAAUUACAACAACCACAACUACUACAAGUAGUGCGGAGGAUCUACCCCAAGAGAUCAUAGAAACAGUAAAGGAGACUGCUCAACCCGCAGACACACCGAAGACCACCAACGGUGAUGAAAGCCAACCAGAUGAAAUUGUUGACACUGCAAAGAAAACGCCAGAGCAGGAGCCAGUGACACCUGUCCCAGCUCAACCCACUGAGACAUCUCAAACCACUGAAACUGUUACCACAACUACCACCAUUAAGGAAACACCACAACAACCUAGUGAUCUUGAGCGUAUUUCGGAACCUCAACCAACUUCGGACAAACAUCAAUCAGUGGUUGACUUCAUUGAGCGAGAGAAGGGCACACAGCCAGCGGGGGAAAGUGGCAGCAAUAUUCUGAAGAACGUCAAGGAUGCAGCCAAGUUGGGCGCUCUGGCCAUUGUGGGAGCUCCCGUCCUCGCUGGCAAGGCUUUGGUCGAUGCCCUGACCACGGAAAAGACACUCAAACCAGAACAAUCCACAACUCAAGUGGUGACGCAGACAGUGGAAGAACUGCCAGCGGAUGAAAUCUCCACCACCAGCACCACAUUAGUAACCAAGGUCACCACUACCACCACCACCACAACAACAUCAACCGUUGAGGGCACGCCUGAAGAUGAAGCCCGCGAUGUUGUGGAGCUUCCUGCUGAAUCAGUAGAAACCACUGGAAAACGUGAAGUGCCCAGGACACUGGCCAUUGGUGAUGCCAUCUCUCAAAAACUGAUCAGCCCCGACGAGUGCCAGGUGAUAGUGGAUGGCGAACAGCAGUCGCAGACUGUGUCCACGCUGCUCAAGGAGGAGCAGCUGAGUCCAUUAGAUGAAGUGCAAAUCAUUGACGAGAAGCUGAUAGUACUGCAACAGGUAUCCUACCUAGUAGAUGCGGACACCGAGCUAACGCCCGAGAAUCUGAGCGACCUUAAUAUCUACGAUCCCGAGAAUCAGUACUUUAUUGAUCCCAGCACUGGGCAGAAGAUCUCCUUCCACACGCUGGUAUUCGACAUGAAUGUUUUUAACCCAGAAACCAUCUUGGUGAAAAACUUCAGUACCGGCAAGUACGAGACUCUGACAGCAGCUUUGGAACGUCCACUUCUGGACAGGCACACCGGUCACAUGGUUGAUCCCAAGACAGGCAAGAAAAUUCCAUUCUUUGAAUGCAUUUCCCGCCAAUGGAUAAUCCGGGCCAAUCCCGAAGAACAACGACCAUCGGGCAUCGAGAACGUGACCAUUGACACACAGACCGGACAGGUGGUUCUUGACGAUGGUCGGGUUUGCUCCAUUGUUGAGGCCAUCAACAGUGGCAAGCUGGACAUUCAGUCGAUAUCGGUGCGCGACCCAGUCAGCGGUGAGGUGAUUCCACUGCGUAUGGCAAUUGAGUUGGGGGUGGUAGACAUGCAGGCAGGCACAGUGAUAGACAUCCAGACGCUCAAAGAGAUUCCCAUGGAGGUGGCCUUCCAGCUGGGUUUCCUAGUACCCGGUGCACGCAAGCCCAUCUCCCUCGAAGCUGCCGUUCGCAAGGGUCUCUACGAUCCCGAGACGGGCAAACUUUUCGACUCCGAGAGUCAGAACCAGGUUGACGUUCAGAAAUCCAUUGAAAUUGGUUUAGUAGAUCCAAAGAUCUCUUUGAUUGUGGAUACGGUUACCAAGAAGGAAGUGAAGCUGGAUUGCGCCAUCGAAGAUGACUUGGUGCUUCCAGCCACUGGUCAAAUUAAGGACAACAAGAACAACACCCUGGUGCCGUUCGAUGUGGGUGUGCAACAGCGCCUGCUGAAAACCGACAGCGUCACCUGGAGUCUACCGGAAUUGCUGCAGCGUGAAUACUAUACGCCCAGCACUGGCAGGGUUCUCAAUCCUGUUACCGGUGAGGAGAUCCUUCUCCAGCAGGCUAUUGAAAUGGGCUUUGUAGAGCUAGAGACGACACUGGUCAAGGAUGCCGAUCAUGACAAGAUUUUGCCUGGCAAGGAGGCAGCAAAGGUGGGUCUGCUAGACACGGUUCGUGGCACGCUAAGCUCGCCCAACAUCAGUCUUGAUGAGGCCUUCGUCAAGGGUUAUCUUAUCAGCACCAAGAAACCGCUGUCCCUUGUCGAUUGCCUGCUGCGUGGUCUCUACGAUCCUUCGACAGCCAAGUUUACCAUCGACGAUAAGCAGCUGGACCUUAAGUCCGCCAUUGCCCAGAAGCUCAUCAAUCCCGAAGAGCUGGUAUUGCUUGAUCCUAAGACAGAGUCCAUUAUUUCCAUUUCCGAAGCAAUAGCCAAGGGCUAUCUUGAUCCCAUUGCUGGAUUCGUAAUCAAUCCUUAUGCCUCCACCAAGUUGUCCCUCAACGAAGCUCUGGAGAAUCGCAUUCUCAUUCCGCCCAAGCGCAAGCGCAGCCUGCCCGAUGCUGUCUACCGGGGUCUCUAUGAUCCCAAGACGGGUCAGUUCAGCAACACUGUGACUCGCGAGAAGCUAACAACUGAACGUGCCAUUCGUAGAGGUAUCCUCGAUCCCGAUUCGACGGUCGUCAAUGUGGGUUCCGGUCAGAUCAUUCCAUUUGGUGUGGCCACCGAGACGGGUAUCGUGGACAGUAGACAGGGUACGGUGAGGGAUGCCGAUGACAAUCCCAUUGAUUUCAAGGAAGCCUUCGAUCGAGGUGUUUUGGUUGAAGCCAAGAAGCCACUGCGCCUCAUUGAGGCGGUGGUGAAGAAUGUCUACGAUGAGGUGGAUGGACACUUUGUCGAUCCCAAGUCGGGCGAGAAACUCAACUUUGCCGAAGCCUUAAACACCAACUUACUGGAUGAGCACAGUGUUCAGAUCAGGGAUUUCAAGACGGGUCUUUACAAACAGCUGAAUCUAACCCAUGCCAAGGAUGAGGGUAUCAUUGAUGCCCAGAAUUCGAAGCUGCUGUAUAACAAUCAGACAAUGACCCUCAAGCAUGCCUUUGACAUUGGCAUCCUAAUGGAUGUCAAUGCUCCCAUCAGUAUUCAGAGGGCAAUUCAUCAGGGACUCUUCGAUGACAAGACUGGCAAGUUGACCGAUCCCAGAACUGGUCGCCAGAUCACUCUGCUCGAAAGCAUGCGCAGUUUCGGGAUUAAUCCUCACCUGCCCUGCUACUUCGAUGAACAGACAGAGCAGAUGUACACGCUGAGUGAGACUUGUCGCAAUGGCAUUAUCAAUAGAAGGGAGGGUGUCUUCCGGGAACCGGGAAGCAAUAGUUUUGUUCCCCUGGGUGAGGCCCUGAGCCUGGGUCUAAUUGUUGACAUCGAGAACGCCGGCUUUGGUCUGUACGAGCUACUAUCCAUGGGCUUCUAUGACACUCCCACACGCAAGGUCCUACAUCCGGUUACCAACCGCAAGCUAAAUCUGAACGAAGCUUGCGUGGAGGAUGUGGUUAGCUUGUCUUCCAGCUUGGUCAAGCACCAUGAGACUGGCAAGUACCUUCGGUUAGCCAAUGCCAUUAAGGAGCAGUUAAUUGAUGACUCUAGGGGUUCCUAUAAUCUGGGCAGCGAGCAGUUGGAUCUGCAGGAAGCUAGGGCCAGGGGCUUGAUAGUUUCUAAUCGACGUCUUCUCAGCCUUGAACUCGUCCUGCGUCAACAACUUUAUCGUCCCGAAACAGGCAAGUUCUGUGAUCCUACAACAGGAGAAUACCUCGACCUCAUUGAAGCAAUUCAUUCGGGCUUCAUAGAUCCCGCGACGACCGUGUUUAAGAACCAACUCACCGGCAAAGAGCUGCCGCUAACUGAAGCUAUAGAGAAUGGCGAUAUUGAUAUUUCCAAGGGUAGGGUAUUCGAUCCGAAGUCCAAGUCAGCUUAUAACUAUGAUGUAGCACUAUCGCGUGGCAUUCUCGUGACCAUUACCCGUCCUCUAACCGACCGUAAUGAUGUUGUCCGUCGCCAGGAUAGCGUCGAGUUAUUAGGACAAACGCCCGUUAGCGUUGUGAUAAGCAAACCGCGAGAAAUGUCCCUCGAAGAGGCCAUUCGUUAUAACAUAAUCGAUCCCAAGACCGCUCUUGUUCGCGAUUUCGAUAGCUUUAAGUGCUUACCGUAUUCGGUUGCCGUGGAACGCGGUCUCGUGGACACCACCAAGCGCACACUCGUCGAUCCAAAGGCCCUGUACUUUGCCUUUGAUCCCACUUUAAUCGUUUACAUUCGCGAACCGAUCACCUUUGACCAGGCGGCCGAGUCUAAGUGUCUGGACUUGCAAACCGGAUUGCUGACCUAUGUGCCAGCAAGUGGACCUGCAUCCGCACCAGCCACGUCAGCCAACGACGACAGUGCAAACGAUUCUCUGACUGUCAUCGAGACGCCCAAGGUAUACACGCUCAAGGAGGCCGCCAGUGCGGGUGUAGUAGAUCCCGACUCAGCACUGGUCAAGGAUCUGGCCAAGGCCAAGUUGGUCCGUUUGCCGGAGGCCUUCCGCAAGGGCCUUAUGGAUGCCAACAAGGCGAAUGUACUCAAUACCCAGACCUCGAAGCUCUGCACCCUGCAGGAGGCAUACGAGAGUGGCCUGAUCUGUACACCCAAGCGCUCAUUUGGUUUGCUAGAAGCCAUCACCUUUAACCUGUACAACCCAACCAAUGGAUGCCUAGUUGAUCCCUUCCAAAUGCAUCCCGACAUCAUCCGCCGUCGCAAGUUCACUCUGGCCGAGGCCAUUGGCUCAGGUUUGGUGGAUCCAUCGUCGACGGUAGUGCGUGAUCCCAAUACAGGGGUCAUUCUACCACUGGCGGCAGCCAUUAGCAGUGGCUUAAUCGAUGCCAACGAUGGUCGCCUGACCGAUGCCAAUGAGCCCAAGAACAACAUUGACCUGGUGAAGGCCGCCGAGAAGGGUCUGCUCCUGCCCGCAGAACAGAGGCAAGCAGUAUUCGAGAAGUUCAACAUGUGCGAGGAGAACGUUAAUGAUCUGUUAAAAUGGGUCACCACUGUGGAACAGAAAAUCUCAAGUGUUGGCGGACCUCGCGAAAAGAUCGAUGAGUUACGCAACCAGAUUAAUGCCCUUAAGCAAAUCAAGGAUGAGAUCGAGUCUCAGCAGCGACCAGUUGCCACUUGUUUGGAGCAAAUCCGUCAGAUUGUGCUCACCGGUGGCGAUGUUCUGUCUGCCCCUGAAGUGACCACUCUGGAGAACUCUGGUCGAGAGUUGCGUUCUCGUGUCGAUCGUGUCAAUGAUCGUACGGUGCGCUUGCUCCGCCGCCUGGAAGCUGGCCGAGAUGAGUUGACCAAGCUGCGUAGCGAGUUGGAUGUCUUCUCCGAUUGGCUGCAGGUUGCCCGACGCACUCUCGAGGACAAGGAGCGUUCCCUGUCCGACCUAACUCGUCUACCCUCGCAGGCGGAUUCGGUUCGAGAGUUUGUUAGUGAUGUGAUUGGUCAUCAGGCUGAUCUGCGCUUCAUCACCAUGGCUGCCCAGAAGUUUGUGGACGAGAGCAAGGAGUUCUUGGCCAUUCUCAAUGACUUCCGUACUUCACUACCUGAACGUUUGCCACAUGUGGAACCGCUUUCCAGUGCCGAAAGUCCUAUCCGUCAAGAGGUGUCGCUGGUCUCGGCGCAGUACAAGGAUCUGCUGAACCGUGUCAACGCUCUGCAAGAUCGCGUGUCCGGUUUGGGUGGACGCCAGCGUGAGUACCAGGAUGCCUUGGACAAGGCCAACGAGUGGCUGAGGAGUGUACAUCCACGUGUUUCGCGUAUUAUCUCCGAACCGAUUGCUGGUGACCCGAAGGGAGUCCAAGAUCAGAUGAACGAAGCCAAGGCCCUGCACAACGAGCUCCUCUCCAGUGGCCGUUUGGUGGACAACGCCCAGCAGGCUCUUGACAAUCUGCUGCGCAGUCUUGGUGGCCAACUUAGUCCCAUGGAGAUCAAUCAGCUGGAGCUGCCUAUUGCAGAUCUUAAGAACAACUACCAGCAGCUGUUGGACAACCUGGGCGAGCACUGCAAAACUUUGGACAAGACUCUGGUACAGUCGCAAGGAGUACAGGAUGCUCUGGACAGUCUUGUGGGAUGGGUCAACCAGGCUGAGGAUAAGUUCAAGGUCAACCUGCGUCCCGCUUCGCUCAUCAAGGAGCGUCUGCAGGAGCAGAUCCGCGAGCACAAGGUCCUGCUGGCCGAUCUUCAAUCUCACCAGGCCAGCAUUGACAGCGUCCAAAUCUCGGCCAAACAUCUGCUUGCCAGCGCCUCGAAUGCCCGAAUUGCCAAGAAGGUGGAAUCGAAUCUUAACGAUGUGACGGUCAAGUUCGAGAAACUGUACGAGAAGGCCAACAAGCGUGGCGAGUUCUUGGACGAUGUCUACAACCGUCUAGGCAGGUAUCUGGAUGAGAUCAGCACUGUGGAGCAGCGUAUGGCCAGUUUGCAAGAGGCAUUGGAUAGCCGUGAGACCAGCCUGCUUUCCACCGAAGAGUUGGCUCGCCGUAUGAACGAGCUGUCCCGUGACAAAGAUCAACUGGCACCGCAAUUCGAGGAUUGCGUGCGCAAUGGCAAGGAUCUGAUUAGCCUGCGCGAUGUCACCGAUACCGGAGUGCUGCGUGAUCGCAUCAAGGCACUGGAAUCUCAGUGGCGCAACAUUAACAUCAGCAUUGAUGAGCGCGCCAAGUUGUCCAAGCAGAAGGCCGAGCAACAGCUGGCUUAUGAGGGACUGAAGGAUCAGGUUCUUUCCUGGCUGGCCAGCACCGAAGCGCGAGUUAACGGUCUGCCUCCAGUAGCCAUCGAUCUGGACAGGAUUAAGCAGCAGCACGAUGAGCUGAAGCCAAUCUGCAAGGAUUACCGCGACUAUGCUCCAACUAUUGACAAGAUCAACGAUAUUGGAGCGCAGUACGAUGCUCUGAUCCGUCCGGAGAGUCCUGCCCGCAAACGGUCUACUUAUAGUCCGAUUAAGCGAGCAAGUCCGCUGCGACGCAUGUCCGGAGAUGCCAGAAGCCCCAGCCCCACCAAGGGAGGCAUCCUGUCGCCACUAUCGACUGGUUCCAGUGGAUUCGGUAGCCGCAGAUCCUCCCAGGACGGUUUCCAGCUGUCUGAGCUAUCUCCGGUGCAGCAGCAGCUGAGCGAGAUCAACAAUCGCUACGGGCUGAUUGGCGUGCGCCUGAAUGAUCGCCAACAUGAGCUGGACAACCUUAAUGAGGAGCUGCGAAAGCAAUACGAGAACCUCAAGGGAUUGGCUCAGUUCCUGGAUCGUAUCCAACGCCAGCUUCCUAAGGAGUCUGUAUCCAACAAGGACGAGGCAGAACGCUGCAUUAAGCAGGCCCGAAAGAUCUUGGAGGACAUGUACGAAAAGCAGAGCCUACUUGACACCACCAAGGCUCAGGUCAAGGACAUCCUCCGACGUAAGUCCGAUGUACCCGGCGCCGAACAGUUGCGCCAGGAGAACGAUAGCAUCCAAGAGAAGUGGAAGAAUCUCAACGACAUCUGCAAGAACCGCAUUGCCUUCUCCGAGAAGCUGCGUGACUUUUUGGAUACCCAUGGAAACUUGAAGAGCUGGCUGGACAGUAAGGAGCGUAUGCUAACCGUGCUGGGUCCCAUCUCUUCCGAUCCCCGUAUGGUCCAGAGCCAAGUGCAGCAGGUGCAAGUGCUUCGCGAGGAGUUCCGUACUCAGCAACCCCAGCUUAAGCACUUCCAGGAGCUGGGACAUGAUGUGGUUGACCAUUUGGCUGGCACACCCGAUGCCCAGGCCGUCGAAAUCAAACUGAAGGACAUUCUGGGCAAGUGGGAGGAUUUGGUUGGAAAACUGGACGAUCGUGCCAAUAGCUUGGGCGGUGCCGCUGACAGUUCCAAGGAGUUUGAUGCAGCCGUCAAUCGUUUGCGUGAGGCUCUGCAGAACAUCAGCGAUAAUCUGGAUGCCCUGCCCACAGAUGGCGAUCACCAAGAGAAUCUACGCAAGAUCGAAAACCUAGAGCGACAGCUCGAAGGUCAACGUCCUCUGUUGGCUGAUGUAGAGCAAUCCGCUGCCACCCUCUGCAACAUUCUGGGUGAUCCUGCCUCACGUGCCGAUGUGAACUCUCGUGUGGCUGCUCUGGAGAAGCAGUACUUGGCGCUCCAGAAGAAACUGGACACCAAGAAGGCAGAAACGGAGGCUUCGCUACGCGAUGGCCGCCACUUUGCCGAGAACUGCUCCAAGACUCUUGGUUGGUUGGGAGGAGAGCUCUCUAACCUGACCGACCGACUGCUGGUUUCCGCCCACAAACCCACACUGCAGCACCAGAUCGACACCCAUGAACCGAUCUACCGUGAGGUGAUGGCCCGUGAGCAUGAGGUCAUCAUGCUGAUCAACAAGGGCAAGGAUCUUUCCGAUCGCCAACAGGAUCGUGGAGUGAAACGUGAUUUGGACCGAAUCCAACAGCAGUGGGAGAAACUUCGUCGUGAAGCCGUCGAUCGCCACACCCGACUUCAGACUUGCAUGGAGCAUUGCAAGAAGUAUUCCCAGACCUCGGAGACCUUCUUGGCCUGGUUGCGCACCGCUGAGGAUAAGUUGUCGGAUCUAACGCCCGGCGUUUUGUCCAAGGCUAAGCUGGAGACGCGUCUGCGUGAUCUGCAGACCUUCCGUAGCGAGGUGUGGAAGCAUUCCGGAGAGUUCGAAAACACCAAGGGAUUGGGAGAGACGUUCCUCACAAGCUGUGACAUCGACAAGGAACCGAUUAAGGCCGAACUCCAGGACAUCCGUGACCGCUGGGAGAGAUUAAACAACGAUUUGAUUGCCCGUGCCCAUGAGAUUGAGAACUGCUCGCGUCGUUUGGGUGACUUCAAUGAUGAGCUGCGAAACCUGGACCAUUCGUUGGGUCGUUGCGAGGAUCGUCUUGCUGCCCACGAUGCUCUUGGUGGAGCCGCCAAGGAUCCGAAGCUUCUGGAGCGUGUUAAGGCCAUUCGCGAAGAGCUCACCAACUUGAGCAAGCCCCUGCAGUCGCUCAAGGCUUUGGCCAAGGACAUCAGUGCCGAGGCCAGGGCUGCUGGUGGCGAUGCUGACCAUUUGACCAGUGAAGUCGAUGGUCUGGCUGACCGUAUGUCCGAGCUUCAGGGACGCCUGGAUGAUCGCUGUGGCGAACUGCAAUCCGCAGCCACCGCUGUGUCCCAGUUUAACGAACAAAUGAAGAGUUUGGGCAUCGAUCUGAACGAUCUGGAGACGGAGAUUGAGAAGCUUUCGCCACCUGCCCGUGAGAUUAAGAUCGUGCAAGGGCAAAUCGACGAUGUUGGCAAGAUCCAGAACAAAUUGGAUCGUCUGGUGGGUCGUUUGGAGGAUGCCGAGCGUGCCGCUGACGUUUUGGUGGAUGCUGGAUUCGCUGCUGAUACCACUCAGACCCGCGAACAAAUCUCGACUCUGCGAAAGACCUUGGGUCGCUUGGAUAACCGAGUGCGUGAUCAUGAGGAGAAUCUCCAUGCUACUUUGAAGGCUCUACGCGAAUUCUACGACAACCAAUCUCAGACUUUGGAUGACAUCCAAGACGUGAGCGAUGAGUUCAAGCGCAUGAAGCCUGUAGGCUCGGAACUGGAUCAGAUUCGCCGCCAGCAAGAGGACUUCCGUAACUUCAGGGAGCGCAAGGUAGAACCAUUGGCCCUCAAUGUUGACAAGGUCAAUGUAGCUGGAAGGGAUCUAGUGCGCUCAGCUGGCAGUGGUGUCUCCACCACGGCCAUUGAAAAGGAUUUGGAGAGGCUGAACGACCGCUGGAACGAUCUGAAGGAACGCAUGAACGAGCGAGAUCGUCGCUUGGAUGUGGCUCUGCUGCAAUCUGGCAAGUUCCAGGAAGCAUUGGCUGGUCUAUCCAAGUGGCUCAGUGACACCGAAGAGAUGGUAGCCAAUCAGAAGCCGCCAAGCUCUGACUACAAGGUUGUGAAGGCCCAACUGCAGGAGCAAAAGUUCCUCAAGAAAAUGCUGUUGGAUCGCCAAAACUCGAUGGGUUCUCUGGCCAAUCUCGGCAAAGAAGUUGCCAAUCACUGUGAGCCCGCCGAGCGUGCCUCUAUUGAGAAGCAGUUGAACGAUCUAAUGAAGCGAUUCGAUGCCCUGACCGAUGGAGCCGAGCAACGUGAAUUGGAUCUGGAGGAAGCCAUGGAGGUGGCCAAGCGAUUCCAUGACAAGAUUAGCCCCCUGGAACUUUGGCUGGACAACACUGAACGAUCGGUUAAGGCCAUGGAACUGAUACCUACCGACGAAGAGAAGAUCCAGCAGCGUAUCCGCGAACACGAUCGCCUGCACGACGAGAUCCUGGGCAAGAAGCCCGACUUCACCGAUCUCGCUGAUGUGGCCGCCCAGCUGAUGCAUUUGGUCAGCGACGAGGAGGCCGUGAAUCUGGGCGAGAAGGUGCGCGGUGUGACUGAGAGAUACACCGGAUUGGUAGAUGCCAGCGACAACAUUGGAGCUCUGCUCGCCGAAUCCCGCCAGGGAUUGCGUCACUUGGUCUUGAGCUAUCAGGAUCUGGUGGCCUGGAUGGAGAGCAUGGAGGCCGAGCUGAAGCGCUUCAAAUCCGUUCCAGUUUAUGCUGAAAAACUUCUGGAACAGAUGGAUCAUUUGUUGGAAUUGAACGAGAACAUUGCUGGUCACGCUUCGAAUGUGGAGUCCACUGUGGAAUCCGGAGCCGAGCUGAUGAAGCACAUUUCCAACGAUGAGGCCAUCCAACUGAAGGAUAAACUCGAUUCUCUGCAGCGUCGUUAUGGUGACUUGACCAACCGUGGUGGAGAUCUGCUGAAGAGUGCCCAGAAUGCUCUGCCGUUGGUGCAACAAUUCCAUGAAGCUCACAACCGCUUGGUGGAAUGGAUGCAAAGUGCCGAGGCUGCCCUGGCUCCCAGUGAGCCCCGACAGGCUGAUGUUCUGCGUUUGGAGGGUGAAUUGGCCGAUAUGCGUCCCAUUCUGGACAGCAUUAACCAAGUGGGACCACAGCUGUGUCAACUCUCGCCAGGAGAGGGUGCCGCUACCAUUGAGAGCAUCGUCACCCGGGACAACCGUCGUUUCGAUUCCAUUGUGGAGCAAAUCCAACGUAAGGCCGAACGUCUGCACCUGAGCAACCAGCGUGCCAAGGAAGUGACCGGUGAUAUCGAUGAGCUACUCGAAUGGUUCCGCGAAAUGGACACCACACUUCGUGAGGCGGAUCUGCCGGCCAUGGAACCCAAAUUGGUGCGUGCCCAGUUGCAGGAGCAUCGUUCCAUCAACGACGACAUUUCCAGCCAGAAGGGACGUGUACGUGAUGUUACGGCCGCCUCCAAGAAGGUGCUUCGUGAAUCCCCACAGAGCGAGAACACUGCCACUCUUCGUGAGAAACUGGAUGAUCUGAAGGAGAUCGUCGACACUGUGGCUCAGUUAUGCAGCGAACGUUUGGGUAUCCUGGAGCAGGCACUGCCUCUGUCCGAGCACUUUGCCGACUCCCAUCAGGGACUCACCGCCUGGCUGGAUGACAUGGAGCAGCAGAUUUCGCGGUUGAGCAUGCCAGCUUUGCGUCCCGACCAGAUCACUCUGCAGCAGGACAAGAACGAGCGUCUGCUCCAAUCCAUUGCCGAGCACAAGCCUCUGUUAGACAAGCUGAACAAGACUGGCGAGGCUUUGGGAGCAUUGGUGGCCGAUGAUGAUAGCGCUAAGAUCAACGAGAUUUUGGACACGGACAAUGCCCGUUAUGCCGCUCUCCGUUUGGAACUGCGUGAGCGCCAGCAGGCGCUUGAGAGUGCUCUGCAGGAAUCCAGUCAGUUCUCCGACAAGCUGGAGGGUAUGCUGCGUGCUCUGGCCAACACCGUGGACCAGGUCAAUCAAUUAGAUCCUCUGUCCGCUCUGCCCCAGAAGAUUCGCGAGCAGAUCGAGGAUAAUGAUGCUUUAAUGGAUGAUCUUGACAAGCGUCAGGAUGCCUUCAGUGCUGUACAGCGGGCUGCUAAUGAUGUAAUCGCCAAGGCUGGAAACAAAUCCGAUCCCGCAGUGCGUGACAUCAAGGCCAAGCUAGAGAAGCUGAACAACCUGUGGAAGGAUGUGCAAAAUGCCACCAAGAAACGCGGCAGCUCAUUGGACGACAUCCUUAGCGUGGCCGAACCCUUCUGGAAGCAGCUUAACAGCGUUAUGAAGACCCUGAAGGAUCUGGAGGAGACACUCUCCUGCCAGGAGCCACCAGCGGCACAGCCACAAGACAUCAAGAAGCAACAGGUGGCACUGCAAGAGAUCCGUCAUGAGAUUGACCAGACCAAGCCCGAGGUGGAGCAGGUGCGUCGCCAUGGAAGCAACUUGAUGAACAUGUGCGGAGAGCCCGAUAAGCCAGAGGUUAAGAAGCACAUCGAAGAUUUGGACAAUGCCUGGGACAACAUCACGGCAUUGUAUGCCAAACGCGAGGAGAACCUCAUCGAUGCCAUGGAGAAGGCCAUGGAGUUCCACGAGACCCUGCAGAACCUUCUCAAGUUCCUGACCAAGGCCGAGGACAAGUUUGCCCAUCUGGGUGCCGUGGGUUCGGACAUUGAUGCCGUCAAGCGACAGAUUGAACAGCUCAAAUCGUUCAAGGAUGAAGUCGAUCCGCAUAUGGUUGAAGUAGAAGCAUUAAACAGACAAGCUGUGGAACUGACGGAACGCACUUCACCCGAGCAGGCGGCAUCGAUCCGCGAACCCCUGUCAGUGGUUAACCGCCGAUGGGAGGCGCUACUCCGCGGCAUGGUCGACCGCCAGAAGCAACUGGAGCACGCCCUGCUGCACUUGGGUCAAUUCCAGCAUGCUCUCAACGAGCUGCUGGUCUGGAUCAACAAGACCGACAGCACUCUCGACCAACUGAAGCCGAUUCCUGGAGACCCACAACUGCUCGAGGUUGAGUUGGCCAAGCUUAAAGUGCUGGCCAAUGACAUUCAGGCCCAUCAGAACUCAGUGGACACACUGAACGAUGCGGGCAGACAGUUGAUCGAAACCGAGAAGGGCUCUGUGGAGGCAUCUACCACCCAGGAGAAGCUCCGCAAGCUCAACAACGAGUGGAAGCAGCUACUGCAAAAGGCCAGCGACCGACAGCAUGAGCUGGAAGAAGCUCUGCGCGAGGCUCAUGGAUACAUCGCCGAGGUCCAGGAUAUUUUGGGCUGGCUGGGCGAUGUGGACGCUGUGAUUGGUGCCAGCAAACCGGUGGGAGGACUCCCUGAGACUGCCACCGAGCAGCUAGAACGCUUCAUGGAGGUGUACAACGAGUUGGAUGAGAACAGGCCCAAGGUGGAAACGAUUCAGGCCCAGGGGCAGGAGUACAUUAAGCGACAGAACCAGAUGAAGGUAUCGUCUAGCAAUUUGCAGCAUACUCUUCGUACGCUGAAACAACGCUGGGAUGCCGUGGUAUCCCGUGCAUCUGACAAGAAGAUCAAGUUGGAGAUUGCACUCAAGGAGGCAACCGAGUUCCAUGACACCCUACAAGCCUUUGUCGAAUGGCUGACCCAGGCCGAAAAGCUACUUUCCAAUGCCGAACCCGUAUCUCGAGUCCUGGAAACAAUUCAGGCCCAGAUGGAGGAGCACAAAGUGCUGCAGAAGGAUGUGAGCACCCAUCGCGAAGCCAUGCUUCUGCUGGACAAGAAGGGAACACACCUGAAGUACUUCAGUCAGAAACAGGACGUGAUCUUGAUCAAGAAUCUGCUCGUGUCUGUGCAACAUCGUUGGGAACGCGUGGUGAGCAAGGCUGCGGAACGCACUCGUGCUCUGGACCAUGGCUACAAAGAGGCCCGCGAGUUCAACGACGCCUGGAGUGGCAUGAUGCAGUAUCUGCAGGAAACCGAACAGGUGCUGGAUCAGAUCAUCGAGGAGGCCACUGCCUCCAAGGAACCACAGAAGAUCAAGAAGUACAUUGGCAAGCUAAAGGAGACGCAUCGUCAACUGGGUGCCAAGCAGUCCGUCUACGACGGCACCAUGCGCACCGGAAAGAACCUGUUGGAGCGGGCACCGAAGGGCGAUCGCCCAGUGCUCGACAAAAUGCUGCUGGAGCUGAAGGAACAAUGGACCCGAGUGUGGUCCAAGAGCAUCGACCGCCAACGCAAGUUGGAGGAGGCUUUGCUCCUUUCCGGACAGUUCAGCGAUGCUCUGGGUGAGCUGCUUGAUUGGUUGAAGAAGGCUAAGAGCCGCCUGAACGAGAACGGACCUGUCCACGGAGAUCUGGAGACUGUCCAAGGUCUAUGCGAACACCAUAAGCACAUUGAGCAGGAUCUGCAGAAGCGCGCUGCCCAGAUGCAGGGAGUCCUUAAGACUGGACGUGACCUGGAGCGGUCUGGAAACAAUCCGGAAGUUGGACGUCAGCUUGACGAAAUGCAGUCCAUUUGGGAGGAGGUUAAGAGCGCUGUUGCCAAGCGCGGCGAACGUCUCCAGGUUGCUCUCGUUGAUGCCGAGAAGCUGAAUGCCCGUGUCCAGGCUCUCUUUGACUGGCUGGAUCAUGCUGAGCACAAGCUACGAUAUGCCAAGAAUGCUCCUGAUGAUGAGAAGGUAUCGCGCGAAAUGAUGGACAUCCAUAUGGAGUUCAUGAAGGAUUUGCGAGUUCGCGAACGCGAGAAGACCGAGACUUUCGAGUACGCCGAGGACAUCAUCAACAAGGCCUAUCCCGAUGCCAUUCCAAUCAUUAAGAACUGGCUGUCAAUCAUUCAGCAACGCUGGGAGGAGGUGCGCCAAUGGGCCAUCAACCGCGAAUCCAAGCUGGAGCAGCACCUGCAGUCGCUUAAGGACUUGGACGACACCAUCGAAGAGCUGCUGGCCUGGCUCAGCGGUCUUGAGGGCACUCUAUUGAACCUGAAGCACGAGCAAUUGCCUGAUGAGAUUCCUCCAGUGGAGAAACUGAUCGAGGAUCACAAGGAGUUCAUGGAGAACACGGCCCGCCGCCAGAACGAAGUGGACCGUGCCUGCAAGCCAAGACCACUGCCACCAGGUGCCCGCAAGCCAUCGCGCAGCGGCAAGACGCCAGUUCGUGGCUCCAGUCACGAUCUGCGUGAGCAGUCACCCGACGGCACCCUGAGGCGUCAAAGCUUCAAGGGAUCUCGUGACCAGGGACUCAAUGCCCGCAAGGGAAGUCGUCUCACGCCCACACGUGACACGCCCGACAGAGAUCGCCUGCCGCACUAUGGCCCAAGAUUCUCGCCAAGCACCGCUGGACCGGAACUGGACUUCCGUUCGCCACGCGCCAGGCUUCUGUGGAACAAGUGGCGCGAUGUCUGGAUGCUCUCAUGGGAGCGCCAGCGUCUGCUCAACGAUCAUCUCCUGUAUCUGAAGGAUGUGGAACGUGCCCGCAACUUCAGCUGGGACGAUUGGCGCAAGCGCUUCCUGAAGUACAUGAACCACAAGAAGUCGCGCUUGACGGAUCUGUUCCGCAAAAUGGACAAGGACAACAAUGGCAUGAUUCCACGCGAUGUCUUCAUCGAUGGCAUACUCAAUACGAAAUUCGAUACCUCUGGCUUGGAAAUGAAGGCUGUGGCCGAUCUGUUUGAUCGCAAUGGCGAGGGACUCAUCGACUGGCAAGAGUUUAUUGCUGCCCUCCGUCCCGAUUGGCAAGAGAGGAAGCCGGCCAAUGAUUCGGACAAAAUCCAUGACGAGGUCAAACGUCUGGUCAUGCUGUGUACUUGCCGACAGAAGUUCCGAGUAUUCCAAGUUGGCGAAGGCAAAUACAGAUUUGGAGACUCCCAGAAACUGCGCCUGGUUCGCAUCCUUCGCAGCACUGUUAUGGUGCGCGUGGGCGGUGGAUGGGUUGCCCUGGAUGAAUUCCUGCAGAAGAACGAUCCUUGCCGCGCCAAGGGACGCACUAACAUUGAGCUACGCGAGCAAUUCAUAUUGGCCGAUGGCGUAUCUCAGAGCAUGGCCGCAUUCACGCCCAGACGUUCCACGCCCAAUGCGGCCGCCACUGCCUCCUCCUCACCCAAUGCCCAGAAUGGCGGCAGCUCCAACUUGCCGCCAUAUAUGAGUGGACAGGGUCCCAUCAUCAAGGUGCGCGAACGUUCUGUUCGUUCUAUACCCAUGUCGCGACCAUCGCGCUCAUCACUCUCGGCCAGCACUCCCGACUCUCUGAGCGACAACGAGGGCAGCCACGGAGGACCUUCGGGCCGUUACACACCCCGCAAGGUUACCUAUACGAGCACGCGCACAGGUCUCACGCCAGGAGGCUCACGCGCUGGCUCUAAGCCCAACUCGCGCCCGCUCAGCAGACAAGGAUCGAAGCCGCCGUCCCGGCAUGGAUCCACGCUGUCGCUGGAUAGCACUGACGAUCACACUCCCUCACGCAUUCCGCAACGGAAGCCCUCGACGGCAAGCACCGCCAGCGGCACCACACCGCGCCCAGCGCGACUUUCGGUGACCAGCACUACGACUCCCGGAAGUCGUCUAAAUGGAACCAGCACCAUCACCCGCAAGACCGCCUCCGGUUCGGCCAGUCCGGCACCCACAAGCCGGCCAUCAAGGAUACCGAUUAAGAUACCCUCAUUCGAUUCCAAGUCAACAUCGCCCAGCUCGGCUACGAAUCCAACCAGCUUGGGGCGGAAUAUCAGCGGUAGCUCCACGCCAUCCGGCAUGCAAACGCCGCGAAAGAGUUCAGCAGAGCCCACUUUUAGCUCGACAAUGCGACGCACUUCGAGGGGAACCACACCGACGGAGAAGCGUGAACCGUUCCGGCUAUAAAAAGGACACUAUAUAGAUGAGGAUGACAAUAGAGAAGCAAAAGAAUGCCAAUAUUUAAAACACAACAUACACACACAACCUUACGUACUAACUACGCACUGAAGUUCUAAACUAAAUCCAAAACCCUCCCAAAAAAAGAAGGAAAGAAAUUAAUCAAGACUACAUUAGCAAUGAAUGUAGCAGAGGAACAGCACACAGUUUUAAAGAGACUAACAUUGAAGUGCCCUAAUGGAGUGGAAGAGAGAGAAACAAUUUAUAGAUGUUUAUACUAUAUAUAUUUUGUAAAAGACACACACAGUUAAGAAUGAAAAGUUAUGCAGACAUAUAGCUAGCACACAAAGUUGAUCAGACAAGCAACCUACUUACGAGUACUACUACUAUACUAAUACUACCUUUUGCUACUACUAAUUUGUAAUGCCCACUACCCUUUAUUCACUAGUUAUACACGUUUCCAAAAUUAUGAUUUGUAUAUACUUAUAAAGCGAAAAGCAAGCGUAAAUUAAUGAAAAAUACACUCCAAGUGCUCUAAGGCAAUUAAACAAAAUUAAAAAAAAAAAAAAUACAAAGAAUAAAAAAACAAAAAAUAUAUAGAAAAAAAACAUUCGAAUGAAAUGUCGUUGCCUCUGCUGCAAAACCAUCUUGAGUUUAAGGUCUCCACUGGAAUCGCCAGUCUGGUGGAUACACUUGGCAAAGAUUGGGGCGGGGCAGAGGCGAAACGGUCAAAAAAAUAACUAAACCCGUUAAAAAAGAGAUAAAAUUUGAUUUUGUUCUGUUAUUAAACUAAUAGGAAAGUGAAAAUUAUAAGCCGCAUAAAAGAAAAUAUUUAAUUAUAUACUAAAAGUCAUUACUAUAAGUUUAAUUAAUAUUUAACUGUUAAGCGACAAAAACACACACGCAGAUUUUUUUAUUGCAUAAUUAUUUUGUUUUUUAUAUGCAAUAUCAGCGAACGAAAUACGAUUCAAAAGGGCGAAAUGAAAACGAACCCGUUUAUAUAAAUAUUGUAAAAUACUAAUACUAAAUUAUUUUGUUGUACGAAACGAAAGAAAUGCAUUAAAACUCGUUUUUUGUAAUUCUAUUAAAUUAAAACAAUUUAAAUGAGAAAUAAACAUUUACAAAAAAUAACAACAUAA
Messenger RNA from Drosophila eugracilis, 34044 nucleotides. It is a transcript of the gene shot, whose product is annotated as dystonin. The transcript has 34 exons. The coding region runs from base 6203 to 32914 and encodes 8903 amino acids. Gene Ontology annotation, biological process: wound healing; intermediate filament cytoskeleton organization. Gene Ontology annotation, molecular function: microtubule binding; calcium ion binding; structural molecule activity. Lineage: Eukaryota; Metazoa; Arthropoda; Insecta; Diptera; Drosophilidae. The record is from RefSeq and is a predicted model, not a curated record. Gene Ontology annotation, cellular component: cytoplasm; intermediate filament; cytoskeleton.